AUGGCCCAUCUUACACGCGAUGAAGUCAUCAAGUCAGGUGAGGUAUCCGAGGCUUUCGAGUCUCGCCCUGUAGACAUCACCGGCGACGACUUUUUCGCCCACCGCGCAUCUCGUGCAGACCACCUCUCGCGCCUACGCCAUCUCUACCCGAUCCCCGGCCCCAUCCCAGAUCUUGUCCAAGAAAGUCUACAUGAUGUACCGACUCGGGAUGGAGCAUCCAUCCGCGUUAGAGUCUACCAACCCGUUGCCGGUCCCCCGGAAGAUGGUAGUCCGCUCAUCAUGAUGUACCAUGAAGGAGGCUGGAGUAUGGGCGACUUGACAGACGAAGAUCUGAAUUGCAGGAUGUUUGCCAGAGACCUGGGGGCUGUUUGUGUGAACGUUGAGUAUCGUCUGGCACCCGAGCACAAGUUUCCCACUGGAGUGCACGACUGCUAUGACGCCCUGCUAUGGAGUCUGAGGAACAGCCCUAAACUUAACGCAACACCCUCCCGUGGUCUCCUUGUCGGUGGCGCAUCAGCAGGAGGUAACAUUGCCGCCGUCCUCGCUCUCCUUGCUCGAGACGAAAAGCUCAGUCCACCCAUCACCGGCCAGUACCUAUGCGUCCCCGCACUGCUCCCUGAUACAAACGUCCCGCACAACCUAGCUCCACUCUACCUAUCUCGGACGCAAAGUACCAACGAUCCAGUCUUGAAAGGUAUUCCACCGGGUAUGAUUGAGGAGAUUUAUACUCCUGACCCAAAAUCUCCUCUAUGGGAUCCAUUCAACCACCCAGAUGGACAUGAAGGUGUGGCAAAAGCCUUCUUCCAGGUCGGUGGCUUGGAUCCGUUGAGGGACGAAGCGGUGCUUUACGAUAGAAUCCUGAGAGAGAAGGGAAUACUGACGAGGUUUGAGUUGUACGCCGGGUAUGGACAUAUGUUCUGGACAAACUAUCCGGAGCUGGAGGAGAGCGAGAAGUUUGUUAUAGAUACGUUGAAUGGUGUAAAGUGGUUGUUGGAGAAAUAG
Alternaria burnsii is the source of this 1002-nucleotide messenger RNA. RefSeq names its product alpha beta-hydrolase. Gene Ontology annotation, molecular function: hydrolase activity. NCBI's taxonomy places the organism in Eukaryota, Fungi, Ascomycota, Dothideomycetes, Pleosporales, Pleosporaceae. The coding region runs from base 1 to 1002 and encodes 333 amino acids. The transcript is spliced from 3 exons. The record is from RefSeq and is a predicted model, not a curated record.